AUAAAAGACUCCAGGCAGUGAAGAGAGAUGCACAGCAAUUUGGGGCUCUCCAGGGAAUCCUCCUGCUCUGGUUCUGACCAUGGGAAAGAGAGUGGCUGUCGUGCUGGCUGGCUGUGGGGUGUACGACGGGAGUGAAAUCCACGAGUCUUCUGCUGUGCUGGUGCAUCUCAGCAGGGAGGGGGCACAGGCAGAGGUUUAUGCUCCUGAUGUUGACCAGAUGCAUGUGGUGGACCACGUGAAAGGACAGCCAACUCAGGAGAAGCGCAACGUGCUAGUUGAAAGUGCCAGAAUAGCCAGAGGCAACAUCAAGGAUCUAGCUAAGCUGGAUGUCAAGGGGCUGGAUGCCCUGAUCAUACCAGGUGGCUUUGGAGUAGCUAAAAACCUGAGUACUUGGGCCACCCAAGGCAAGAACUGCAUCAUCUCCAAAGAGGUGGAGGAUGUCCUGAAGGCAUUCCACGCUGCCAAAAAGCCCAUUGGCCUGUGCUGCAUUUCCCCGGUGCUGGCAGCCAAAAUCUUCCCAGGCUGUGAGCUGACUGUAGGUCAUGACACGGAGUGUGAGAAAUGGCCUUAUGCAAAGACUGCUGAGACCAUGAAGGAACUUGGUUGCAAGCACGUGAACAAACACGUCACUGAAAUUCACGUGGAUGUGAAGAACAAGCUGGUGACCACCAGCGCCUUCAUGUGCAAUGCUCCCAUUCAUGAGAUCUACGACGGCAUCGGCAAAAUGGUCAAAGAAGUGGUCAGACUUGCCUGAAUGCCACAAAGCCGCAGAAUCCAUCUUCUCUGGAGUGCAGGCACUGAGCCUCGGAUAAUGUUCUUCCCCUUUUACACCCACAUGUCAACAGGCAAACUGCUACUCAGACGGAGUUCUCCCCCCACACCGGACCACUGGUGGCUGCUGGGGAGGGAGAACUCCGGAGCAAUGGAAGCGUUGUCGUGUUCUGCCGAGGAGACACCACUUACUGACAGCAAACUGGCAGUAAUGGGAGCGUGGGCAGGCAUCGAGCUGGCAUGCAGAAUUCAGGUUUCCACGGGGCUCAAAUAGAGCCGCUGUCUUUGGUUCUGAGUAGCUGAGGGUCCUGGAGAGCUGACAUGAGCCUGGG
Harpia harpyja (harpy eagle) is the source of this 1103-nucleotide messenger RNA. Its product is annotated as glutamine amidotransferase-like class 1 domain-containing protein 3, mitochondrial. The transcript is spliced from 4 exons. The coding region runs from base 80 to 754 and encodes 224 amino acids. The record is from RefSeq and is a predicted model, not a curated record. NCBI's taxonomy places the organism in Eukaryota, Metazoa, Chordata, Aves, Accipitriformes, Accipitridae.